Molecule: messenger RNA, 6379 nt
Organism: Plectropomus leopardus (leopard coralgrouper)
Lineage: Eukaryota; Metazoa; Chordata; Actinopteri; Perciformes; Serranidae
Gene: rapgef5a
Product: Rap guanine nucleotide exchange factor (GEF) 5a
Biological process (GO): Ras protein signal transduction
Cellular component (GO): plasma membrane
Molecular function (GO): guanyl-nucleotide exchange factor activity
Source: RefSeq, a predicted model, not a curated record
CCUGGUAGUACUGAGGAGCAGGACGCGCGAUCCAUUGGGUGGAGCAGCAGCGUCGCGUGCUGCGGAAUACAUUCAGUAGGUCGUUAACGCUGCGCGCGGUUUGGUUGCAGAUGCAGGUCGCUGAGUGUGAGCGCGAGGAGGGGGGAAAUGGCGAACGGGCGCGGGCGGCGGUGCGCCUUGUGAGGAUACAGUAGACACCCGGAGCGGUGGCAGGCGGCAGCUCGAGGACAGACGGGAGAAGGAGAGGAACCAUGGAGGACUCUGAGCCCGCAGAGGACGGCUUGCUCGCGGGCUUGCGGUGGAACCGGAGCGCACGGGACCAGGCUCAGCUUAAACACAAAAUCCGGGACCUGCCAGGGCUACUCAAGCACGGGCUGCACCUGCGGAAGAAGAGCCAAUCACCUGACACAAUCCCUGGGCCGAGCACUGGACCUACAGUACACAAGUCUUGUUCCCAGAGUUUUCCAUGUGCCGGUCGGGCUGUGAGGAAUGCCUUCCUCUCUCAUGGACCGUACCCAGCUAAAGACAAGAUACACCUGGCCAGAAUCAUACGGCGUAGCUACGUGGGCGUGGAGCUGGUGCAGUGGCUGUGUGAGCAGUGUGUGUACGUGCGCUGUCGGACUACUGCUGUGCGUGUCUGGCAGGUGCUGCUGGAGCUGGGAGUCCUGCUGUCUGUGGACCAGCGGGUGGUGUUUUCGGACUCAAACUCUUACUAUCAGUUCAGCUUUGAGGAGUGUGACUCUGCCUCCUGUGACUUUCGCUCCAAUGAAGGGGAGUGGCCAGAGGCAGUUAGGCUCCUCCUUCAACUUGCCCCGUAUGUCCAGUUUCGCUCUGGAGGCGGGGCCAACAGCCCGUCAGAGGAGGACUCUGAAGGCAACAGGGACAUAUGCAGUGAGAUUCUCCAGAUGAAAGCUCUCGAGAGGCUCACUUCUACGGUACAAAGUGAGUUGGCAGCUGCUCUUGCACGGAAAACUCGCAAAGCAUUAUCGGAGCAGGACUCUGAGACGACGGAAAGCCAACAAGAGACUCGCACGCCCAGCGAAGAGAGCAGCCCGCUGGGCGGGGUGUGUGCACUGCGGGAUGGUGGUGGCAGCAGCGGCAGCAGUGGAGGAAUGGGGACCGUGUGCGGCCGUGAGGAGCUGACCAGCCGGCUGGGGCUGGAGGCCGUUCAGCGGCUGGCCAAGGACGGCUGUCGGCUGCUACAGAACCACAACUACCGGUUACCCGACAGGAACCAGGCGGAGGCAGUGGGGAGGGUUUGUCUGAAGGAGAGAGGACGGGAUGUAUUGGUGUUGCGGAGAGUGACGUCAUCAGUGACAUCGCCAUUGGACCGGCCCUCACCCACGUCGUCAGGGGGUGGGUCCAGGGAGGAGGAUUGCGACAAGAGGUAUGUGGUGGUGUCGGGGACGCCGCUCAAGAUCUUGGAGCAUCUGCUGAGUGACCUGCGGUUGGACGAACAAAGAGGGGCGCCAGAGAGCCGGGAGAGUGAAAUGCUGCUAGAUGACUUCCUGUUGACCUACCUGGUGUUCAUGUCCACGAACGACCUCUGUCAAGCUCUGCUGGGACACUAUAGCAGUGCCCGCUGCAGGGGCCAGGAGGAGGGCAAAGACGCUCUCUUCAGGAAGCGUAAGGUACUGCAGCUGGUCGCCCAUUGGAGCAGGCUCUACAAGGACUUCCUGAAGGAAGAGGAGCACGUUAGGAGUUUCAUGAAGUCCCUUUACAGGUGUGUUUUGGAAGACCUGUAUGAGUUCCCCACACUGGAAAAAGACCUGAAGGAGUUUCAGAAACUUUUGCGUCGCAGACAUACUGUCGAUGACUGCCCUCCGAACCAAAAGAGUAAACAAAUGUAUCAGCAGUUGAGUUUGAAGGAAAAUUGUUUGCAACUACGAAGUCCACCAACUGAUACGAGAGAGGUUAUUUGUUGUGUGUAUGUGAGUGCUGACUCCUACCUGAGUGUACACACACACCCCUCGCUGGAGGCCCAUGAGCUGCUACGGAUUGUUGGUCUGAAGAUGGACAGAGUGGAAGAGGACAUGGUGCUUGCUGUAGUGUCGCACACUGGAGAGCGGAGGGUGUUACAGCCCAGUGACUGUGUGUAUUCAGAGUCCAUGACCCCACAGGGAAAGCUUGUGGUCUGUCGCAGGGAUCUCACAGAGAUUCUGCCUCCUUUAACAGACAGUGCUGAGCUAAGCAGGAGGCCGGUGCGACUCUUAGGUAUCAACACCUGGGAUGUGGCAGCUGCUCUGACACACCUGGACUGGAGCCUCUUCAAAUCCAUCCACGAGCAGGAGCUGGUGUACUACACCCUCAGCCGUGCUCCUGGUACUGGCCACACGGCAGCCCUCUCAGUCCUGCUCCAGCGCUGUAACGAGGUCCAGCAGUGGGUCAUGUCCGAGGUGCUCAUGUGUGUAUCGCUCAACAAGAGAGUACAGCUGCUCAAGAAGUUCAUCAAGAUCGCAGCUCAUUGUAAAGCUCAAAGAAAUUUGAACUCUGCAUUUGCCAUCAUCAUGGGUCUUAACACAGCAGCUGUCAGCCGACUCAACCAAACCUGGGAGAAAUGUCCAGGGAAGUUCAAAAAGCUUUUCUCGGAGUUGGAGCUCAUCACGGAUCCAUCUCUGAACCACAAAGCCUACAGGGAAGCCUUCAAAAAGAUGAAGCCUCCCAAGAUACCUUUCAUGCCUCUUCUCCUGAAAGAUAUCACCUUUAUCCAUGAGGGAAAUAAGACCUUCCAUGACAACCUGGUCAACUUUGAGAAGCUGCAUAUGAUCGCAGACACAGUGCGGAUGAUUCGCCACUGCCAAAGUGACCAGCCAGGCAACGAGGUAAUCGGGGUCGACAGUGCGGAGGUGAGGGCGAGCGUUCAAUACCUGCACAUUAUCGACAAUCAACAGACGCUUUUCGAGCUGUCACACAAGCUGGAGCCACGUGCUUAAUAACACACACACACACACACACACACACAUGCAAGUACCCUCAUAGACACACGCACAAACACACUGGACACCGCACAGUAGAAAUGCUCGCACCAAGUAUGUGUGACACAGAGGACGCUUUCCACAGCAAUAUGCUGCACACUCACACAUACACUGCAACAAAAUCACACUACCAGCAGUGGUGCCAAGUGGACAAUAAGGUGCCAUGUGUUCUGAGAAAACCCAUGAAGACACAAGGCUUUAUAACACAGAACAUGUGUUUAUAAAGGAUUUAAGUCUGCACACGCUCUGUGAAUUGUCUACAAGAGGAGAUUCUGCGCAGCAAAGUGGAGAUUUGCCAAACUGAGUGAGAGUGAAGAGGAGGCUGUAAUUAGUUUGUACAGUAUCUAUUGGACUGAAUAUGCCCUUGUUUUUGUUCUUGUGAUGAGCUUUUGGUUAUUUAUGAGCCUGUUUAGGAGGUUGAAUGUUCCUUUAUUUCUGUCUUUCAAGUCUCGUCCACAACCCCCAGGGACUUAAUUUCCUCUUCAUCAUUUCAGUUACAAACACAAAACCAUCUGUAGAGGAGUUAAUGUGUUUAUAACCUGAUGGCCACAAUCUGCCCCAUCAUAUGACUUCAUCUGCAUAUCACAUACCUGCCUCGUGAUGCAUGUAUAUCCAAAAUACAUGCCUUAGUUAUUUAGUUGUAUGAUGUGGAGCUUUUUUUGGUUAUUGUGUUGUAGCGUAUUAUGUAACGCAAACAGCAACCGGGGCUGAGUAACGCUGUAACAUACCUACCCAUUUUGACCUUUUCUCAACGAGGCUCUGUCAGUACGGUGCUAGUGAGUGACAAAAGGUGCAACGUUAACAGGACUGACUUUGACGUUGGAAACACUAAAGCUCUCCUGAACGUGCCAGAGUUCAAUAAUGGACUGUGAACUGUUUUUGGUUCUCCUUGUUUCCACAUGAGAGUCCUGGCUGACUUUAGGCCAAACACUCCUCAUGCACUUCUCUAUGGUGUUUUUGUUUGAGUAGAUAAUGAUCAUUUUACAUUGUAUAUAUUAUGGACCUAUACAUGUUUUCAGUGCCAAAAGUCGCAUAGACGUAAUGUAGUGUUUUUUUUUUUUUUUUAAAACCACAGAAUUUUCCUUGAAUGAGCCCUGGGAGGACGUCUGGUCUGUGAUUGUGUAAAGCAGAUCAGACUCCUCACAGAGAUGCUUUCUGACAUUAUGAUGACUGAUUUCAGGGUGUGUGAUGGUAUCCCGCUCAACCCCGGGUUGCUAUGGUAACACAGCCCGAUCAUAGAGCUAUUUUUCCCUUUGAAAUCCUUGAGUUUAUUAUGUCAAUAGAAGAGUCAUGCUUUGUUUAAAAAAGUUUAUUCAACAAAAUCAUGUUCAUGAGGAGGUUUUGAUAUUCAUUCUUGCUGACUGAAAAUAUCACUUCACUCAGAAGUGGUCUUGUGUAAACUGUGUGAAAAUCAACGCAGGGUUUGGACAGAAUAGUGGAAGCACAAGGGCACAGGCCGUCAUAGUAAGACUGUCUGGUAGGAGUUUUAAAGCUUUGGUUCACCAAUUAGUUAUCACUCGAACAUUGGUUUUCAUUACUUUGGCCCUCCAACUACAUAUUAACAGGUAAAAUGUUUUUUCUUUCUAAACAAAGCAAAUCCUGGAAACAAAUGUUGACAUGGCCACGACAUGCAAAAAACAUCUAUUUGUUAUUCAAAUCACUGAGGGACCAGCCUGUCGUGUUGCUAAUGUCAGUCUGGAAGAAAUGCAGCAUGAGAUGAGGGGAAUCAUUCAGAAAUUCUACAUGAAUGAUGAUAAUGAACACAAAGUAAGACAAGAAACACACCCUUUAGAACAACAAUAUCGCAUCUGGCAGAUCUUUCAGAUCAGUGUUUGUGUUAUUUUGUCCUCGCCCUGUAUCUGUUCAUGCAUAGCUGGUCGCUUCAGUGGUACAUUUCUGCUGAGCAGGAGGAAACAUCCAAAGGCGAGAUUCCUAAAUGUUAUGUAGCGAUGCAUGUCUUGCAUUGUUUGACGGUUAGAAAAACACAGGGGGUAAAGUGCAAUAUAGUAGAAAUGUUGCCACAAGUGUUCAUAGUCAUUUCAAGCCUUUCAGAGCACAUAGCUGCGUUCUCCUGCAGAUCACAGUAAGAUAAAUGGACAACAGAGGGCUGGGGUUUACCCAAAUCGCUUUAGUGCCAAAAAAAUCUUUGGUCCAUGACAAAAAACUAAUAUCAAAGACAGUGAAGACUCACUUUUAAAUAGAUAUUAUUUGUGAGUUAUGAGCAGCUUAGUCACUGUUUGUGCAUCAAAAGCUCUUUCAAAGACAGACUGUAACCUGCUGUGGUCACCAACACCUCGUAGAUGCUCUGACACUGAAUGUGGAGCCAGUCCUUCAGAAACUGUUAAAUUGAUGAAUAUAAAUUGAAAGCUUUCUUAAGCCAUUUAAAUGAACAGAUCACCUCUAAAUAAAAACAAUACAUAUUUUUUUCUCUUACCUGUAGUGCUUUAUCAGUCUAGAUUGUUUUGCUGUGAGUUGCCAACUGUUGGAGAUAUCGACUGUAGAAAUGUCUGUCUUCUCCCCAAUGUAAUAACAAGAUGACACUCGGCUUAUGGUGCUUAGGAAAAAAAACCCAACUCACUGGCAAUCUCUCCAGAAAUCAUGACCCGGUUACUUGAGAGAAUCCACAGACCUUGCUUUGAGCAUUUUUAUGUGGGAACUAUUUUCUGUCUUUCAAACAACACCCGUCAAUGAUAUCACUGCUUCCUUCUGCACAGUGAUAUGGAAAGAAAUUCUUUUCUUGAGAAACUGGGCCAUCAUUUUUGGAAAAAACAUUACUGUUGAGUUUCCCAAAUGUAUUUUUUCGCGCUUUGAGCACCACAAGCUGCGUGCCAUCUAGUUCAAUUAUAUUGGGGCAGACAUCUCUAAGGCCAAUAUCUCCAACACUCAGUGAGUCACACCGAAACAAUCUAGAGUAAUAACUAGCACUACAGGUAUCAUAUGGAUGUAAAAUCUGAAAAAAAAAAUACUGACAAAGUCUAUUUAUUUUUAAGGUGUGCUACAUAUGUGAGUCUUGAGAUUUUAUUCCCUCCAGGAGUUAUUCAUACCCACAAAUAUUUCACAAAAGAUUAUUAAAAUAACGCGAGUAAAAAGUGAGAGCGUAUUUUCCCUUUAAAAGGCGAUUAAGUCAGUUACAUUUGAACAGCUAGAGCUGAUAAAUCAGAGCCACGGUCUGUUCAUUUUCAGUGUCACAGAAAGGCCUUGUGAUGGCCAUUUUUACAAUUAACGUGUACAUGACGCAAACAUGCACAAACACACCUCUGCUCAUUGUGUUAAAAGGGCGGAAUCGUUUUUGUGUUGUAUUACUUAUUUAUUGUAAGAUACUGUUUAUUUAUGUAUUUUUGAGGUGACAAAAGUUCAUGUGCCAUGUUCAGAGGUUCAACAAUAUGGAAGUGCAUUCUUGAGAA